AUGGAUGAGGCUGAUAAUGAGCGCCUAGGAUGGUCCGGAUUUGUGGAAGCUUGUCAUAAGCGUGCCAACCGACUAGAAGACUGUCCCACCAACGAUAACAAUACCGCGAGAAAUGCUGGUCGACCCAACCGUGCUACUGAGCUUAAGAAGCUUGAGAAAGAGGGUAGCGCCGAGAGUGAAUCGGAGUCAGAAAAUAACUAAGCCUAAGAAAAGUCUCCAUCUUGGGCUCGAUUGAAGUCAGCUUAUGUGGAAUUGAUCUCAGAGAACUGAUUGGACGAGAAAAGGAUAGUUUUACUGUACCUAUUUAAAUAGCCAAGAAUACACAUUCGAUUUCUGCA
Messenger RNA from Talaromyces stipitatus ATCC 10500, 338 nucleotides. RefSeq lists its product as uncharacterized. The transcript is spliced from 2 exons. Bases 1 to 201 code for a protein of 66 amino acids. Lineage: Eukaryota; Fungi; Ascomycota; Eurotiomycetes; Eurotiales; Trichocomaceae. The record is from RefSeq and is a predicted model, not a curated record.